Molecule: messenger RNA, 2415 nt
Organism: Endocarpon pusillum Z07020
Lineage: Eukaryota; Fungi; Ascomycota; Eurotiomycetes; Verrucariales; Verrucariaceae
Exons: 1
Coding region: 1-2415 (804 amino acids)
Source: RefSeq, a predicted model, not a curated record
AUGGCAAUAUAUUACGAGCCAGACGAGGAAUCGAUCGAAAAUUCCUCACAAGAUUCAGGUAUGAGAGCCACGAGACAGGGGAAUGGCACUGCCGAGGACUAUAAACCCGGAUCAGCCGGUGCAAACCGGCAUACCAUCAAGCAAUUUCCACAGCCCAAGCAUGAAGGGUACCGGUUCGAGGUCAAUUCUCGAGCUCAAUUGAUCGAGAGUAUCAAACGUGGAGAAAGUCCGACGUGGGUGCCGAAUCCAGCACUAGAAGCUCUUUAUGCGAGGUAUAAUCCUUCAGACCACGAGGAUCAAUGCCAGAGAUCCCCCCAGCGGGACAGAACGUCACUGGAUCUAGCUUCAAAGGACGUGCAGGCCGCCGAGAGGCAGGGCAUGACAAGCCCUUGUCGUGAUUUGGACCCGGCCGAGAUCGAGCGCCCUCGUUCAGCUCUACAUUCUGGCGACUUCUUCGAGAAGCGUUCCUCCGACUCAAUUUCAUAUCCGUUGUCUGGUGCUCCGACACGCUCAACCAGUCCACCAAGAGACUGUGUUGUCUCCUCACCCUCGACCUCCUGGUAUGCGCCUGCAGUCCCUGCCUUCUCACAGCGCUCGACAGAAUACGAUGGUGAGUCUUGGUCAAGACCUCUCAUCUCUCGGACGAGGGCCCCGUCUUUAGGGAGCAGUCUCUCUUCGAGCUUCGUUUUCCGUCCUCCUACGAGUCCUCUUGUUCAUGCUGCCAGCAACACUGAUCUAGAUUUCCCUACGAGCUUCAGUACUGCAUAUCAGCCAUCAAGCCCUGAAAGGAGCAACCGGAGGCGUACUCUACCCCCUGAUAGCUUUUACUCCUUUCAGCAAGCCUCGGAUAGCAGCGCAGCGGUCACGAACUUUAGCAGGCCAUUUGCGUCAGUGAGACGACAGUCGUCACUUCCUUAUCAAGCCCAUCAACCUCGAAGAUCCAUGACCUCUUUUCCGACGGGUCACUCAGUAUCCAGUCCUCAGACGCCUGGAUUGCCACGAUCUAGGAGACCGUCAUUCUCUUCGGACCACUCUCCUUUACAACACGCAUCAAUGGUAGGUUCAUUUGAGGAAUCCAUUCUCCGUGGCAGGAUGUCCACCGCGCCUUCCAAGCCGCUAGACUUUGUUGCCCAGAUCGGUGUGCUUGGAAGAGGUGAGUGCAAGCCUAACCUUAGAUGUCCCGCUCAUGUAACGGUUCCAUUUCCUGCCGUCUUCUAUAACUAUCCAUCCAUCGGGAAGAGGUCAUUUUCGGACGAUAGCCCAAGCCCUUAUGUUGGCACCAUAGAUUUGGAGCACUCGCUAAAGCCGGUUGAAGCAAAAAAGGCUCGAAGACGUCCCGCGAGUCCAGCACCGAGCGUAGAUGCUCUCAUGAAAGAUGUCACAGCACCGGAGAAUACGCAUAUUGGGUUGGCCCUUGAACGAAAGAAGCGAGAGAAACAUCGGAAACGAUCGGCCUCCCCGAAGAGCCCUCCCGGUGGCUGCUAUCGUGUCCCUCAACAAGGUCAGCUACAAAUUGUCAUCAAAAACCCAAACAAGACCGCAGUCAAACUCUUUCUUGUCCCUUACAGCUUGGAUAGCAUGGAACAGGGCACGAAGACUUUUGUUCGGCAGCGCAGCUUCUCGGCUGGGCCUAUACUUGAGAAACCAUUAACCGACAAGCCACAAGCUAUAUUACCUGACCCUUUACAGCAUAAAUCUAUCUUGAGGUACUUGAUCCACCUCAAAUUCUGUUGUCCGUCCAAAGGAAGAUAUUAUUUGUAUGACAAUGUUCGGGUAGUUUUUGCAAAUCGUGUUCCUGACGGUAAAGAGAGCUUGAGAAACGAAGUCCAGCUCCCAGAACCACGUUAUAGCUGUUAUAGGCCAGGACGAGAAUCUUCGAUGGGCAGUGCAGGAGCUAAAUUAGUAGCAGACAAGGCGUCGAGGAGACGAAGCUCAGGUUUGGUUCUGACAUCUGCCGGGUUUGAUGCUAUGGAUGGAUUCACUUUCACUGGACUUGCGACGACAUUUCCUGUCGAUGGAAUUGCACCAGCGCCGUCAACAUUUAUACCGCUUAAUCUUCUUCCCCGAAGCAAGACUCAAACAGCUCUUUCGGAAGUGGACGAAGAAAGGCCGCAAAACGAUGCUGCUGCCGGGUUUCAGACUAGGAAGCCUACUUCACGAGCUAUAACCGCGGUACUUGCAGCUGAAACCGAGCCGCGUGAACGGACAACGUCUCCCACUCCGGGAUUUGUGCUCUCCACAACUACUAGAGCUUCUCAAGUGCCAUGGGCAACAGUUGAUUUCGGUACGACUGAUAUUUGCAGCAAUACAGUCUCUCGGACUGUGUCACCUACACCAGCUGAAUGCGGUGAGGGACUACUUUCCCGAGAGCUCAGGAGCAUGGACGUACGGAAAUCAUCGACCGAGCAAGCUUGA